AGCUGGCUAUUGUCAACUUCUCCGGCUAAUGUCUGUUAGCACCAGCCUGCUAGCCGCUUGAAGAGCUGUAGCAUACUUGUCAGAAACUUCUGGAAACGUGUGGCUAGCUUAGCCGCUCUUAAUCAAAAUACAUUCAUGUAGGAAAAAGUUACAUGUGAAAUGGUAUUCUGACUGAAAAUGACUGAACAAGAGGAGACUAUGGACGCCUUUGAUAACCGUGACAGUGCGUCAUCAGAAAAGAAGAAUGGACAAACCUCGCUGCUGGACAGUGGGGAGGACUUUGAGGUCUUAGAUGAAGAAGACAUUGGAGACGAACCCCCUCCUCUGGAAGAUGCCGGUGGUGGGAAGGGGGAAAAAAGGAAUGAAUCAGAAAAGAAAAAUGGAGACAGCGAUCCAGAUCCUCCAGGUCAAGUGGAAGAAUGGCUUGAUGUAUUAGGUAAUGAUCACCUGAAGAAAAAAAUCCUUGAGGCAGGGGAAGGACGAGACAGUCGGCCACAGAAAGGACAGAAUGUAAAGAUUAAUCUUAAAACAUACCUGAAGGAUGGAACCCUUGUAGAGGAGAAGUUGGACCUCUGUUUCACUCUUGGAGAUGGAGAUGUCAUUCAGGCUCUGGAUCUCACAGUGCAGCUCAUGGAAAUGGGAGAGAAGGCCCUCAUUCAGACUGAUGCAAAAUAUGCAUAUGGUGCUCAGGGGAGUCUGCAACCUGAGGUUCCCCCCUAUGCUGAGCUGUCCCUGGAAGUGGAACUGCUGGAAGCUACUGAUGCCCCAGACCUAGAGCUGCUGGCCCCUGCAGAAAAGAUUGCCCUGGCCAGCCUAAAGAGAGAGAGAGGCAAUGUUCACUAUCAGCGUGGAGACUAUGCUUUUGCUGUCAAUUCAUAUAGCAUUGCUCUGCAAAUAACAGAAUCAAGUUCUAAAGUUGACAUUAGUCCUGAAGAGGAGAAUGAGCUGAUGGAUGUAAAAGUGAAGUGCUUAAACAAUAUGGCUGCUUCACAGCUGAAACUGGACCACUAUGAUGCAGCACUAAAAUCUUGUGUCUCAGCACUGGCACACCAGCCAGACAACAUAAAAGCACUUUUCCGCAUGGGCAAGGUACUAGCCUUGCAAGGUGAAUACACAGAAGCCAUUCAAACUUUGAGGAAGGCGCUGAAGUUGGAACCGAGCAACAAGACUAUCCAUGCGGAGCUCUCCAAGCUGGUGAAGAAGCAUUCAGAGCAGAGAGGAGCAGAGCAAGCCAUGUAUAAGAAGAUGCUGGGUAACCCCACUAGCAGCAGCAGCAGCACACAGAAGCACCGGGCCAAAUCUUCAUGGGGUCUCAGCUGGAAGUGGCUAUUUGGUGCUACUGCAGUAGCCAUUGGCGGUGUAGCACUAUCAGUUGUCAUAGCUGCUAGAAAUUGAGCCAAGCCUGUAGUGAUGGCCUGACCAAGCUACUGCAGUGUAAGAGCCUAAAACAUAGAAGCACAUCUGGCAGUGCCUUCUGACCUUUGGCCAAGUGGGGUACAGAUAUCAUCUGGUUGGUUGCCUCUUCACUGUCACUCUCUUUUUCUCUGCUAUGUUUGAGAACUAUUAUAUGACAAAUCAUAAAGCAUCUAUGGGAACUGUUUUUCCAACAUUAUAAAUGUGUAGGUUUAUGCACAUCUCUCAUGUUGCCAGCCACUGUUUUUUGUCUGCUGCCAUUGUUUUUGUCUUUGGUAGUUAAUGUUGGAAAAUUAAAAUAAAAGAUAAUUUAACCUAGAUUCAGAUGUGAGCUAUUUAAAAAUAUUUUUCUCAUUUGAAAAUAGCUAUUGUGAUACGGUCCUAUGUUAUGCUAGAGUUUUAAAGUGUUGUACAGGUAAAGUCAUUUUCCCUGUCCGAGAGAGAAUAUGUGUUUUCAUUUUGUUUUAAUUACGGUACAGUAUUUCUUGCUGACUGGUGUAAUGCAGUUGCUCUAUUAUUUUAGGUCCAAACAAGGGAAAAGAAGCUGGCUUGUUUGCUAGCUUUCACACCCUUUCUACCAGAGACUCCACUCGUACAGCGAGUUACCAGAAAAAAAUAGAAACACCUGUACGAUUUAUUGCAACUGUUUUUUGGUUUGAGUCAGUUCUAUGGUACGUAUUGAGGCUGGAGUUUGUUGUGCCAUUGUAUUGAAAGGUCUUCCUGAAAUUGUAUCCACCUCAUUAACAUAUAUAGGGGAAGAAAUAAAUAUUACAAUAUUAAUGCAGUUAAAAAUAUACAACCAUCUAUAGCUUCAAAAAGUAAUAUGGAACUGAAUCAGCAACAAUGGUGAAAAAUAAGAACAUUUAAAGUUUAUACAUGACUGCAUUUCAUCACAAGUUCACAAUUGCAUCGCAACACGUCGGAGGGUGUCUAUAUUUCUGGGCACUUGUGUAUAGAGGUGUUAACGCAUCAGCUAGAGUAGAUCUGCUGUACUUUCAACAUUUGGUAAAUGACUAAUUUCUUGUUGAUGGAGGUAUUGUUUUAUGUUGGAAACAAGUACAGAGGAUGGGGCACAUUCUCUGUGAUGUGGCAAUGAAUAGCGGUGAAGGAGAGUUUAUUUUUAUUAUUCAUUUAUACCUCAGUUUUUGAUGAUUAAGACCAAAUGUUGAAGGAUGAUAAUAUUAGAUGUGUGUGUGUGUGUUUUUUCCAUCCCCUACAUUUUUCACCUGUGAACUUUUCCUUUAAUUUUGUUCGUUUGGGUGUUUUAUUUAUUCCACCGCUUUUGAUCGUCACUUUCUUACGUAUGGCUACGUGACUUCGCUGAGUCUGCGCUUCUUCAGAGUAGGUGGUAGGCUGACAGAGUCAAAGUUGCAUAAACUCUGUAAUGUAAUGAAAUGAAAGGCUUCCUGCAUUUGUUAAUUUUAUAAUCACCACAAUAAAAAUUUGUCUGUUAUCAGACUACAGUUUC
Messenger RNA from Scatophagus argus, 2881 nucleotides. It is a transcript of the gene fkbp8, whose product is annotated as FKBP prolyl isomerase 8. The record is from RefSeq and is a predicted model, not a curated record. NCBI's taxonomy places the organism in Eukaryota, Metazoa, Chordata, Actinopteri, Scatophagidae. Bases 178 to 1395 code for a protein of 405 amino acids. The transcript is spliced from 9 exons. Gene Ontology annotation, molecular function: protein binding; peptidyl-prolyl cis-trans isomerase activity.